CUUGGGAUCUGUUGUGACGCAAGAUUGAUGCUAGCAGCCGAUUUGCUUCUCCACGAACGCCGGCGUGGUCCUUAAUAUCACACCACUGCACAAGUCUGUUGAGCAGCAUGGGAUCUUGGCCCAAGAUUUCAGCCGCAUCAGCUGAAGAGAAAAGCAUCAUCGGGAGACAUUUAAAAUCUUAGUCUUUGUCACUGAAAUGUGAAUGUAAAGGCAACAAAGGAUACUGAGCUCCAUCCUGUGGUCUGAGCUGUAACUAAAGCAUUGGACUUGUGUGACCUUGGAUAUCUUUGCCUGGGGAAUGCCAGUUGUUUCAGGGCACCAUUUGGAGGUAAAGAACAAAUUAAGCUGUUCCUAUAAAGCUAGCGUUUUCAUAGGCCCCUGAAGCAGGGAUUAAAAUGAGGAGUUUCAGAUCUUUGAAAGCAUAUGUUGUUAUGUUGCUAUAUUGGAAUCUUCACAUGAGGGCUGUCUCUUUCCCUUUGUUUCUUGUACUUGCUCUUUGAGCCCUGUAUGAAUGUAAUCAUGGGCUUUUUUGAGCCUGUUCUUGCCAUUUCGGUGCUCUCAGUAAUGGCGAUAAUUACUGUUGGUAGCAUGUGGGAAACCAGUCCUUGGUACAGAAUUGCAGCAUGUCUGUAAUUAUAUUCUCAAGUCAACAACGUGUUGAACUAUAUAUUAAACACCAUUAAAAUUUUCCUCAAGUUCGAAGGAACGCGUUAAUUUACUUUGCACUGUGCUUCAGGAACAGUAUCUCAGGAUUUGCCCAAAGUAUUAAUCUAUAUGGUUGACUCAGAGAAAACAAACAAAACCCCUCACUAAAUAACUUUUUGUAAGUGAAACUCCAAAGUGAUGCUGUAACUUAAGAUUUGUGCCACUACAGGAAACUAAUCCCCAAACUCUUCAAGUUCAGUAGCAAAAGAAACUACUUGCGUGGAAGAUGCAGUCUUGGUAUUGCUCUGGUCUAACGUGGGAUUCUGUACAAGUCUUGCUGUACUUUAAUAAUGCACCUUUAAAGUGUUAUGGCUCAAAAGUGACUAGGUGGCAGAAAAUGAUUUCCAGAGUAAAGGAAAAUGUAGAUUUGAAGGUGCUGAGAACUGUGAAAUAUACUUUUUAAAUCAGAUAAGCAGGGGGUGAGCUCAGAAAAUCCUGUUCAUUUGGAAGCAGAUUCAGAAAGGUGAAAGUGUUGGGAGAAGUCUCCAGGGUUUUCAGAAGCUGAGAAACUUGUUUCUUGGAGCUUUCCCGAGGCAAACAAGGCUUGAGGAAGAGUUAAAGUUAAUGCAUCUAGAACAAAAGAAAUAGGUUUGGCCAAUAAUGCUGUCACCCUGCUCUGGUUUCUUUACCUGUCCCUUUCUGUGUUUUUUUUUUUUUUUUUUUUUAACCUGUCCCUUUCUGUGUGUAUUGUAUUUGUUUUGGGAUAUUCUGGAAAGGGUUAAACAAGAGUGUGCAGGAGGUCAAUGUCAACAAACCACGUGACUACUCAGUGUAUUUUGCAGAAAUUGUAAGUCAAACUAUACUUUUUCUGUUUUUGGGAGAUGGACAAAGGAGGAUGGACACUUGGUUUCUGUCGAGUACCCAAUGGAACAAUCCACAGGUCAAAAUCCUGUAAUGAUGUGGGAGCUUCUAGCCUAAUUGAAUGUGUUUGUUCUGAGGGGGAAAAAAAGUCAAUUGCCCCUCAGAAUACAUGGCACUGGAAUUAAUGACUUGGACAGAGCUGCACGUAUCUCCAUUAAAUGAUCCAUCUUUACAAAGAAUCACGGUGAUGGAAAGCACGUGCAGUGGCUACGUGGGAAGGACGGUGAGGUCUGGGUCUGGGUUAUGGGAGAAGCCCCGGACGACAAGCCAUAUGAGCAGAUAUCAGAGGAGCUAAUAGCAGAACGAGCCAGGCAACAAGCACAGAAGGAGGCAGAGGAGCUAUGGAGACAAAAAGAAGCUGAAAUUACAAAGAAAUUCCGGGAUGCUAUGGCUCAAGAAAAAGCCAGAAUAGUGGCAGAAAAAUGGAAAAUAGAAAUAGAAGAUCGGAAAGCUGCCAAAUUGGAGGAGGAAAGAAUUCAGGAGGAGUUGAAGAAAAGAGAAGAAGAGGAAAGACAAAAGGGUGAAGAACAAAUAAGGCAGCAGGAGGAAAUCCGAGCAAAAGAGCUGUAUUUGAGCCUCAAGCAAGCUCAGCAGCACAGUCAACACAGUGAUGAUGACCAGGAGUGGGAAGAACAGUUGCGUCGCUCCAAAGCCGCAGAUGAGGAAAGGAGCCACAAAGCACGCAGGGCAAGGGAUGAAUACCGACGGCAAUCCUUGCGAGCCAUCCAGAAGGGAAGAGUGGCUGGUCUGAGUAAUUUGUUCCAGGGGACAAGCCUGAAUAAUGAACAGGAGACAAAACUGAACUGCAACAGUACAAGUCCUUUGCUGACUCUCUCUGCAGCAUCCAGUAACAUCUGGGAGCGCCCAUCUAGACCCUUUUCUCGAGAAGUCAUCAUUCGUUGGUUCAAAGAAGAGCAGGUACCUCGACGUGCUGGGUUUGAGAGGAACACCAACAGGAUUGCUCAAUGGUUUCAUGGUAUUAUCAGCCGCCAGGAGGCAGAAGAGUUGUUGAUGAAUAAAUCUGAAGGAACAUUCCUGGUGCGAGUCAGUGAGAAAAUCUGGGGCUAUGCGUUGUCUUAUCGCCAGCAAAGUGGGUUCAAACACUUCUUGGUUGAUGCUUCGGGGGAUUUCUACAGCUUCUUGGGGGUAGAUCCAAACCGACAUGCAACACUGACAGAUCUUAUUGAUUUUCACAAGGAGGAAAUCAUCACAUCCUCAGGUAGGGAGCUACUACUGGAACCAUGUGGACAGCAGAAGAAUCCACCAGACUACAGCCCUUUAUUCGAGUAACCAGAACUAACAGUAAUGUGUUCUGGAUAGCUACAGUAAUAGAUAGCUACAAAAGUAAACACUAAAAAGUAAUUAACAAACUUUCAAAGCCACUAGUCUUGUGGCCAAAAUAAAUAUCCUCAUUAGAAGACCCAAAAUAUUUCUGUUUCACAUCUGAAUUAUCAUUAUUAUUCAUAUUGCUAAUAUUCUGAAGAUGAGAACUUACUGUCAGAUUGCAAAUGAAGACUGUUACCAGAAAUUUUUAAGAGGUUGUGGCCAAUUGCACUGAAAGCUAAGUUCCUAUCUUAAUUUUCUUAAUGUUUAAGAUUGAAAAAUAAAAUCAUAUAUUUGUAACAGCUAGGAGUAUGGAUGGGAAUUAUUCAUCAAGUAUUGUAUAGAGUACCAAUAUUGUUGAACGGGUUCUUUUUUCCAAAGCAAGGUUUAUCAGUUUCUAUUGACAAUCUCAUCACUCAGUGAUUCACUUUUGAUAACAAGAGAUGCAGUCUUAAAAUGUCCUUUUACAGUUUGUCAUUGCUAAAAUGUUUAGGUAUAGCUGGAAACUUGCCAUCAUGCUUUUGAAUAUAGACCGACAAAGUUAACCACAGCAGACAGUCAGAACAAGGUCAUUCACAUUUUAUUUACGAUUUCAUGCAGUCCAGCUGCCGUGGAAGGAAUUUGACUUCUGUACAGAAAGUGGUUAGUUUCUUCUAAAUUAGUUAUUCUAGUAACCACAACUCACACUGAUCUUGUCAUAUUUUGUGUAGUGAUGUGCAACACGCUGGAGAUUGCUAGCUUUAUUUUGCUAUAGUACCAGAUACCUUCCUUAGCUGAGCUAUAAAUGGUUACUCUAACACCUCAUAAUAAAGCAAAUCAAGAAGUGCAGCAAAUAAGCAAUGCUUAUUAGCUGGAACAGUUGAUCUUAGUUUACAUUUCUCAGAUGAGAAGACAGCUGGGCUUCUUGCAACAAGUAGUUUUACAGUGCUAGAACAUUCUAUAGCUACAGCUAAUAUCUUGAGUAACAAAUUGACUUGGAAGCUAGAUAAAGGGGCAAGAUACCCAAGUUGUUUUGGAAUUUUGUUAAAGUGUGGUCCUCUGCAGGUCAGCAGGGGUGGAUACCCAAAAUGGAAUACAGCUUUGCAGUUCUGAAUGUAGAUGUAAUUCCUCUAUUAGGAUCUACAAUCUCUGUUAAAUGAGAAGCCUGGUAUGUCUGAUCUGGGUCUACAAUACACCUGGUAAAGGUAUAUACAGACAUGAAUCCAGCUGGUGGAGCUCAGCACAGGGUAAUUCACUGUGCUUUUCAAAUAUGGACCAUAUAGAAACCAUCACAGAAAGUUGCGUGUUUUUUUUCAUUCAGUAAGUGCCCCUCCAAAGGGCCCCAUAUCUAUACUAUCUGCUUUCUCAAAAAACUAGCUCUCAUUUUGCACCUUUUAUAUAGGCAUCUCAAGAAUCCCCCCCAUCUUCAGGUUAUUUACAGCUGCACAUGUUCCAUUACAGAAGAACUGUACCCCUACUUUACAGGAGGAGGGAAAGGGACAUUUUAAAGUUAAGAAGUGUAAAUAUACAAAGACUCUGAGGCUAGAGAGCAGCGGUUGACUGUAGGACUGAUAGCCCAAAGAGAGUACUGAAUAAUUAAGACGAUAUUUAGACAUCUAAACAUCUUUGCAGAGUGGUAUUUUGCCUUAAAGAACUGUUUGUUUGUUUGCUUAUUUGUUGUUUUUUUAAAGGCAUAAAAUGACUUCUCUUAGGAGAAGUUGCUAAGCAUGCUGGAAAACAUAUAUGCAAUUUCCAGAGUUUUUCUGAAGAUUACUCAAGCCAUUGUACACAAUUUUGGGAAUGUUUAAAUAUAGAAAAUUGAAGAACUUGUUCAAUAAGGAAUUCACAUUUGUAGAGAUUGUUAAUAUUACCACUAUUUAUAUUUCUUUCUAGUUACACAAUUCUCAACAACUUCCUGCAUUUCGUUUAGUGGAUAAGAAGGCUUGGAAAUAUGGCUCUGUAUAUUACAUGUCCUAUUGUGAUGUAAUUAACAACCUAACGGCAGUUUCAUUUUCAUUUCAGACUACAUUUCUUACUUCUAAUUUUGUAAAUUCCUCUGCCUAUUCCAUCUAUUUCUUAUGCUGGGUUUUACCUGGCUUUAAAAUAAAUUCCAUGUAAGUUCCUCUGCAAAUGAAAUUACUGUCUGGAAAACUGCAAUUUCAUCUGAGAGUUUUAUUAUGCUAAUAAAUGUCAGAAUUCUCA
Molecule: messenger RNA, 5070 nt
Organism: Cygnus olor (mute swan)
Lineage: Eukaryota; Metazoa; Chordata; Aves; Anseriformes; Anatidae
Gene: SH2D4B
Product: SH2 domain containing 4B
Exons: 9
Coding region: 1810-2856 (348 amino acids)
Cellular component (GO): cytoplasm
Source: RefSeq, a predicted model, not a curated record